Molecule: messenger RNA, 1296 nt
Organism: Endocarpon pusillum Z07020
Lineage: Eukaryota; Fungi; Ascomycota; Eurotiomycetes; Verrucariales; Verrucariaceae
Exons: 1
Coding region: 1-1296 (431 amino acids)
Molecular function (GO): saccharopine oxidase activity; flavin adenine dinucleotide binding; sarcosine oxidase activity
Source: RefSeq, a predicted model, not a curated record
AUGGGCUCGGUUGAUGUUGAGCGAUCCGAGAUACUCAUUGUUGGUGCUGGCAUAUUCGGUACAAGCACGGCCUACCACCUAGCAAGCACCCAUCCAAACCCUUCAGGCAUCACAGUGCUUGACCGGGCACCAUGUCCAUCUCCCAAAGCCGCAUCCUCUGACAUCAACAAGAUCGUUCGCGCCGAUUAUAGCAGCCCGUUCUAUAUGGAGCUCGCCUAUGAAGCCAUGAAUGCGUGGAGCAAUUCGUCGGUCUUGAAACCCUUCUACCAUCGAACAGGAUGGAUUGCGUUGGACGAAAAGGACAGCGACAUCACCGACCGAGUACGCACAAAUUUCAAAAAUAGUGGUAGGCCGGAUGAGUCCGAAGAUAUUAGUCUUGAGGAGGUCAAAAGCAGGUGGGAUGGAAUUUUAAAGGGCAUUGACACCACCGACUAUAGCAAAGCAUACCUCAAUCCCAGUGCUGGGUGGACCGAUGCAUCCCUCGCUACAGAAGCAAUGAUGCAUGAGGCCAUUUUAAAAGGCGUGAAGCACAUGGUUGGUGAGGUCGAAGAACUCGUCUCCUCUGGCCAUCGUCUUGAAGGAGUAAGGACGAAAGAUGGCAAGCUCUAUACUGCUGAUAAGAUCUUGCUUGCUACAGGUGCUUGGACGCCCUUGCUGAUGUCAUCGUUAGAGGAUGUUCUAGGCAUCGAAGAGGACCAGAGAAUCGAACGACAGAUCAGUGCAGCAGGGGUGUGUGUUGCUGCAUUCAAGCUGUCUCCGGAGGAAGCGGAACAUUAUGGGAAGUUACCUAUUCUGAUCUAUGGUGCGAGAGGAGAGAUGAUGCCACCAAAUCACGAACGAUUGUUCAAAUUCACUAACGCCAACACCUUUACCAAUUAUGAGACUCUGCCCUCAGGACGCAAGAUUUCCGUACCAAAUUCAAAGGAUCAGAGCUAUGUGCCUGACAAGCUAAAGGAGCAAUCACUAGAGAUUAUCAGAGCACGGCUUCCGCAGAUCCUUGAUAACGGACGAGUCCCAGAUCUAUGGCGGCUCUGCUGGGACGUCAUUUCCCCAGACCAAAACCAAUUGAUUACACAACAUCCUGACCCACGGUUGUCUAACCUAUAUUUUGCCACGGCUGGCUCGUUUCAUAGCUGGAAGUUUCUACCGAUAAUUGGCAAAGACGUAGUGAACGUUCUCAAAGGUGAGUCGAAUGGAGAAGAAAAGGCCAAGGCUUGGAAAUGGAAAAGUACUUGGUCAGAGAGAGGAGCACAUGAGAAGACUCUUCCAAAAGGCGAUCUGAAGGAUUUUGAAUAA